AUGGCUUCCCUGCAAGCUUCACUUCUCCUAUUCUCCUCCCCACCUUCUUCAUCUUCUUCUUCUUCAAAGAAAGCCAUUAAUGCUGCUAUACAUGGCCCAAAGCUUCCAAGAUUCCUUUACUCAGUUCCAAAAAAACCAAUAAGAAAUAAUAUGGUAGAGGAAUUGAUCUUAAGAGACGUGCCAAUAGAGAAAAAUAUCUCUACAACCAACUCCAGUAAUAGUAUUGUGCAGACGCAGCUCUAUGCCAUCCUAGAGGCUGUAGCUGACAGAGAAGGCAUGCACAUCAACGUUGGAGAGCAGCGUGACAAUUGGAACACCCUUCUUUUGGGCUCCAUCAACAUGAUAACUCUUAGUGCUGCAACAAUGGCUGGUGUUGCAGCCAUUGGAGGUGUUGGAUUGCCUCUUUUGGCUCUCAAAUUAUCUUCAACACUCUUGUAUUUUGCAGCCACGGGGAUGCUGCUUAUAAUGAACAAGAUUCAGCCUUCACAGCUUGCUGAGGAGCAACGCAACGCUGCAAGGUUGUUCAGGCAACUUCGGAGUCAAAUCCAAGCUAUGCUCGCGCUUCGUACUCCGACAGAGGAGGAUGUGGAAAAUGUUAUGGAAAAGAUGUUGGCUCUUGACAAAGCCUACCCACUUCCCUUGCUUGGAGCAAUGCUUGACAAGUUCCCAGCAACCUUUGCGCAUGCCGUUUGGUGGCCGAAAAAGAAAAACAAAUCAAAUGAAGGGAAACAGCUCGACGGGAAGAUGGAGAAGAAUGGAUGGAGUGAGGAGCUGGAAGUGGAAAUGAAAAACAUCAUUGAAGUUGUGCAGAGAAAAGACAUUGAGGAUUAUGUAAGGCUAGGUAACUUGGCAUUGAAGAUCAACAAGAUUUUGGCCAUCUCUGGCCCGGUGCUCACCGGCAUUGCAGCCAUUGGCUCUGCUUUUGUGGGGAAUGGAUCGGCAGCGGCGGUAGUAGCAGUGGCUGCCGGCGCUUUAGCUAGCGCGGUCACUGCUUUUGAGCAUGGCGGGCAAGUUGGGAUGGUGUUUGAGAUGUACAGAAAUUGUGCCGGCUUCUUUCACCUAUUGGAAGAGACCAUUGAAGGUGAACUUGAAGAAGGAGAUUUAGAGAAAAGAGAAAAUGGGGAGUUGUUUGAGAUGAAGGUGGCUUUGAAGCUGGGAAGAAGCUUGUCACAGCUCAGAGAACUUGCCAAAAAAUCUGCUUCUACCCAUUGCGAUGGAACUCAAGUAGAUGAGUUUGCAAGCAAGCUUUUCUGA
Corylus avellana is the source of this 1254-nucleotide messenger RNA. RefSeq names its product putative F-box protein At4g22030. The record is from RefSeq and is a predicted model, not a curated record. Lineage: Eukaryota; Viridiplantae; Streptophyta; Magnoliopsida; Fagales; Betulaceae.